AGUCUGCCAUUUGUUCCUCAGUGAGUGGAUGUCUGUGCGGGAGGGAGAACGUGCUCAUUAAACCACCAAAAUGUCGGGGAACGUGGGGAUGGAACAGCUCAUCCCCAUUGUGAACAAACUCCAAGAUGCCUUCACACAGUUAGGGGUGCAUAUGCAACUGGAUUUGCCCCAAAUUGCUGUUGUGGGAGGACAGUCCGCGGGCAAGUCCUCCGUGCUAGAGAAUUUCGUCGGGAGGGACUUCCUUCCUCGUGGAUCAGGCAUCGUCACUCGCCGUCCUCUCAUUCUACAGUUGAUUCAUCACCCUCACGAAUAUGGCGAGUUCCUGCACAAGAAGGGCGAGAAGUUCACCAACUUCGAUGAGAUCCGCAAGGAGAUCGAGAACGACACCGACCGGAUCACGGGCAGCAACAAGGGCAUCUCCAACCUGCCCAUCAAUCUCCGCGUCUAUUCGCCCAAUGUGUUGAAUUUAACGCUUAUCGACUUGCCGGGUUUGACCAAAGUGCCCAUUGGUGACCAGCCGGCAGAUAUUGAGCAGCAAAUCCGACAAAUGAUCAUGACCUACAUUCUGAAGGACAGUUGCCUCAUCUUGGCUGUGUCACCUGCCAAUUCUGAUUUGGCUAAUAGUGAUGCACUAAAGUUAUCCAAAGAUGCUGAUCCUGAUGGUAUUCGAACAAUUGGUGUCAUCACAAAGUUAGACUUGAUGGACGAUGGAACAGAUGCCAGAGAUGUGUUGGAAAACAAACUUCUUCCUCUCCGAAGAGGAUAUGUUGGUGUUGUUAAUCGUUCACAGAAGGAUAUUGAGGGCAAGAAGGACAUCAAAGCUGCAAUGGCAGCUGAGCGCAAGUUCUUCCUGGGCCACCCAGCAUACAGGCAUGUUGCAGACCGCAUGGGAACCCCAUACCUGCAGAGAGUACUUAAUCAGCAACUGACCAACCACAUCCGAGAGACACUACCAGGCCUGCGAGACAAACUACAGAAGCAGCUCCUUGCCAUGGAAAAGGAAGUAGAGCAGUACAAGCACUUCCGCCCAGAUGACCCAGCCAUCAAAACUAAAGCUAUGUUACAAAUGAUCCAACAGCUUCAGAAUGACUUUGAGCGAGCAAUUGAAGGAUCAGGAUCUGCUGCCAUAAACACCAAUGAGCUCUCAGGUGGUGCCAGAAUCAACCGCCUCUUCCACGAACGAUUCCCUUAUGAAAUCGUGCGAAUGGAAUUCGACGAGAAAGAACUUAGAAGAGAGAUUGCCUUUGCCAUCCGAAACAUUCAUGGUAUUCGAGUAGGCCUGUUUACCCCUGAUAUGGCCUUCGAUGCCAUUGUUAAGACCCAGAUAAGUAGGCUGAAAGAACCAAGUUUGAAAUGUGUUGACUUGGUUGUGCAAGAACUCACCAAUGUGGUCAGGAACUGUGCUAAUAAGAUGUCCCGGUACCCAAGACUUCAGGAGGAAACAGAACGAAUCAUAACACAACAUAUCAGAGAGCGUGAACAGCUUUGCAAGGAGCACAUUCUUCUCCUGAAUGACUGCGAACUUGCAUACAUGAACACCAACCACGAGGACUUCAUUGGUUUUGCCAAGGCAAAUCAAACUGCCCAGCAAUCUUCAGAGACAUCCAGCAAGUCUGGACGCAAGCUGGGGAACCAGGUGAUCCGAAAAGGCUACAUGUCCAUCUCCAACUUGGGCUUCAUGAAAGGAGGUUCCCGUGACUACUGGUUUGUUCUCACGUCUGAGUCUUUGUCCUGGUACAAGGAUGAGGAUGAGAGAGAUAAGAAGUACAUGCUCAUGCUUGAUGGCUUGAAGCUGAAAGACAUUGAGCAGGGCUUCAUGUCCCGACGCCAUGUCUUUGCUCUCUAUAACCCAGAUCAGCGUAAUGUUUACAAGAAUCCAUCUGCUUCUGCUUCAUACAGUUCAAGACCGGGAAGUAUUUAUAAGGAUUACAAAGAACUACAGUUAGGUGUGGAAACUCAGGAUGACAUGGACUCAUGGAAGGCUUCAUUCCUCCGAGCUGGUGUCUACCCAGAGAAGGUGUCUGACACAAGCAAUGGAGAGGAGUCUGGCAGUGAGAUGUCAACAUCGAUGGAUCCUCAACUAGAGCGUCAAGUCGAGACCAUUAGGAACUUGGUAGAUUCUUACAUGAAAAUUGUCACCAAGACAACACGGGACUUAGUACCAAAGGCUCUCAUGCACCUGAUGAUCAACAAUUCCAAAGAGUUCAUCAUGGGUGAACUUCUAGCUCACCUCUAUGCUUGUGGAGAUCAGAAUGCCAUGAUGGAAGAGAGCCCAGAGGAGGCUCGAAAGCGUGAGGAGAUGCUGCGAAUGUACCAUGCUUGCAAAGAGGCACUCAGAGUAAUUGGAGACGUUUCCAUGGCCACAGUCAGCACACCAAUGCCACCCCCUGUCAAGGAUGACUGGCUUGCAACUGGUCAGGAGAGUCCAAGGAUUGGGCAGACUGGCCCUCCCUCACCUGGAGCCAACAUGAGAAGAGGACCUCCUCCUGCAGUGUCCAGAGCUCCUCCCCCAGUUCCAGGGGGUAGCCGCCCUGCCCCAGCCAUCCCUUCACGUCCCACUCCAGCCCCACCAGCACGUCAGGGGGGAAAUGCGGGGGGACUUCCCCCUCCCCUCAUCCCAUCCCGUUCGGGAGGAGGCGGUGGGUCCUCGAACCCAUCUAUUUCUCAGCGAGUGCAACAAGCAGCUGUGAAUGCUGCCGCAGGCGCUGCUGUCAACGCGGCCACCAACGAACUCCUCUCUUCCUUUGGUUUCAAGAAGUAAUUGUAAAGCUGAUGUCCUUAUUUGUAUUUAUUAUGCUGAUCAAUUGCGGUGUAUAAAGCAAUGUUGCAUUACAAAAAUGAUGCAGAUUGAAGAAUCAAAUAAUGUAAUCAGAGAGUUUAUUAUGAAGUGUGUAUAAAUGCAAAGAUUCAAGAUUUCACUGAAUGUAUCUUUUCUCAGUGAAUAGUAGAAGUGUGUUGUUAAGUUGAGGUUUAUAAGUAGAUGUGGCAUGAUGCUCCAUAUCAACAUUUAUUUAUCCUUUUCUAUGAUUUUUUUGACUUUCACUAAAGUGAAGAUGUAAUUAUAGAUAAUUAACAAAUGAAGUAAUAUGUUAGGUUUUAAAUGAACAGAGCAAGAGAAGAUGGUAAUGGAUUUAUUUGUGUGUGUGUAUGUCUGUAUAUGCUUGUGUAUCUGUAUGUAUAUAUGUAUAUAUACAUACAUAUAUACAUACAUAUAUACAUCUAUUCCAGAUAGAUACACAAAUAAAUUAAAUGGUAUUUUCAGUUAGUCUACCAUACAAUAGUUCUAAAUGAUAGUUCAGCUGUUUGUGAAAGAUCUCGAACAGUCUUUACUGAAACAGCGUGAGUCCUAGGACUUUAAGUUGUAGAAAUAAUUCAAGCUGUUAAAUGAAAAUCUUGCUACCAAUUUCACUUACCUUUAUUCAUGUUACUUUGAAGAUUUCUUUUGAUUUACACAAAAUAGAUAAGCAGUGCUACCACCUUUAAGAACAGCUGCAGGAAACCGUCCUGAGGAGCAAGCAUCACAAAAUUAAGAUGUUCUUUCAGUAGCUUUGAUUGUCAGCUAAUAGGUAUCAUGAGGGAUCCAGCCAGAUGCAUCAUUCACUAACUGAUGUGGUUUUCAAGUGUAUCUUAGCUCAGGCAAUAUGAGUCCUGCUUUUGUUGAAGUGGACAAUUGAUUUUGCAGUACAAAAUGUGUUAAAACUCUAGGGUGACAGACCGAGUUGCGAAUGCAGCUUUGCACCUGAUAUCUCUUUGUUAAGAAAUGUGAGAAACUGUUCAUAGACAGGUUAUCUGGCAUCCAAGGGUUUUCAGUAAAUCUUCUGUGGAUAUAGAGAUUAAAAAAAAAUUGUUAUCUCACAAAUUAGAGUUUGAUUAAUUUAAAGUCGUGCUUAUCAAGUGACUGACAGUUAUUGGCCAAGCUGUUAAGAGUUUCUCUCUUGCUAAUACUAUAAUCGGUUUGUGAGAUCUGUGUUGAUGUAAACCUGAAAGACAGCUAUUCAGCAAGAUGCUGAAGAUAUCAUCAUAUUCUUGCUUUGUUUGUACCCUUUGCACCUUAGCCUAAGGUUACAACAUAGAUACACUUGGUUGAUGUGAUGGAAAUUGUUACAGAACAAUUCAUAAUAAUGUAUGGCUGCUGUUUUCUUUAUCCAACUGCUGAACAGGGUCAAAGUGAGGUGUUUGCUGUGGUAGGCAUGAUUGUUGAUUUUUUUUUUCUGUAUCAUUACUCUUUGGUCUGAUUCAGGAUGAACUUGAAUAUUGUGUUAAAUAUCAGGAAAAAUAUACACUCAUUCCAAAAAUGUGUUGAGAUUGCAUAACCUGUAUUGUAAUCUGUAGAUAGCUAUGUUUAUGUCUAGGAAGGGGGUAAACUAGUGACUUUAGUGCAGUUGAAUUGUUUGCUAUGGUGGUCUGCACCUGAUGAUGAGUGUGGCAUUUGACUGUUGGUGUAGAGGUAAGGCCACUAGAGUCACAAUGCUUCACUCCUCAUUUAGUAUGUGGUAGUGAGUACUGCACAUUGUUGUUGGGGAUAAUUAGAUGCCACAUCAGUGGUUGUUGUAGUUAUACAGUAACUAAAUGUCUGAUAAGUCAACUUUGUAUAUAUAUGUAUAUGGUAGGUGACUGAAUUCAUAGUGUGUUGAUGCAUUUGUAAUGGGUGACUCAAAUGUUCAGCAUGUCUAUAUGACAGAUUUGAUUUCACUGUGUUGUUUUUAUGUGUCAGGGUCCUUCAAUAUUUUUUCUUUCAUUUUUGUUACAUGUUUUAGUAAUUUGUGUUUGUCAAUUAACUUAAGAAGACAGUAUACUCAUGUCAUCUCAUAGGGCCUCAGUCUUUGUUAAUUACUCUUCGUGGAUGUUGAUAUUUCAGAGUUUAUAUAAUGGCAUACACACGUUUGCUAGAAUGUACGUAACUUUGUGUUAUUGGUAAAUUGCUAUCAGUUGUAUUAUAUAUGUGAUUUAUAGAUGAGAAAUGUAAUGAUUUUAUGCACCCAAAAUUGUAAACAUCAUUUGUCAUAUAAAAGUGUGGAAAAGAUGUCAGUAAUUAAUAUUUAAUGCAUAAAAGACAAGAAUUUUAUAGAAUAAAAGAUAAAAUCCAAAGAAUAUCCUAGCCUUACUUCUAUCAUGUAAAAGUGUUCAGUAAUGGCUGUUCCUGCUACAGUUGUGUCACACUAUGCCUUGUUUCUUGCAAUAGUAGAGAGAGAGUAAAUGAUCAAGUAUAAUCUUCUGUCAAGACAGUAUUGAGAUUAAUAAUUUGCUUUAUGAAUGAAGGACACUAGGAUGGCAAAUGGGACAUCACUGUAGUUAUAUCUGUAGCAUCUGUCUCUUCACUGAUGAUUCAUUGCUGGGGCGUCAUCCUGGAGGGCCGCAGAGCCUCGCUGAUAUUGCAGGCCUGGGUGCAGAGGGAGACCUCCAUCAGAUGCAAUAAUAUAAGCAUGUAGGCUCUUUUAGUAUCCGGUCAGUGUCUUUUCUUGUGUGUGAGUAGUUCUUGAUUCCUGUGGUACCUUGUUCUGAUUGUUAUGAAAUUGAUUAUAUUUGGAUUACAGUGAAGAAGAAACAAUAAAGGAAUAUGUGAAGACUGACAUCUCUCAGUAGGAUAAUUAUGGGUCCCUAGUCAGAUUGUGGAGAUGUUGGGAGAAAGUAUUACCAUGAUUAAUUGCAAGAACACUUAUUCAAAACUACUGUAUUUUUCUCUUCAGGAAAUCUAUACUUUUAAUUGAUUUGAAAAAAGAUGUAUGUAUAAAAAUUAUGUUGUAAAGGGUGCUUGAUGCACAAGCUGCCGGCUCUGUUCAUCUGGUGCAUAACGUUUACUCAAAGUGUCUGGAGGCUUCUACCUCAGUCUUGCCAGAUCAUAAUCAACACAUUUAUUAUUUUCUUGAUUGAUGGCCUUAUUGUGCAUGUAUAGGGGUAUCAUGUUUAACCCUCUGUACCUUUGACUGUUAAUGAUUUUCCUCAACCCGAGGACUUGUUAUUUGCACCCAACUCUCCUGAGUAGCUGGCAGAAUGGUGUAAUUGUCCUUGUUACUGUCUGCUAUCUUCCUGUUAAAACCAAGCCAAUGUAAAAUAAAGGACUUAAAUUGAA
This is a messenger RNA of Penaeus chinensis, 6070 nucleotides long. It is a transcript of the gene shi, whose product is annotated as dynamin-like. Lineage: Eukaryota; Metazoa; Arthropoda; Malacostraca; Decapoda; Penaeidae. Gene Ontology annotation, biological process: receptor-mediated endocytosis. The transcript has 17 exons. Gene Ontology annotation, cellular component: microtubule; cytoplasm; synapse. The coding region runs from base 71 to 2761 and encodes 896 amino acids. The record is from RefSeq and is a predicted model, not a curated record. Gene Ontology annotation, molecular function: GTPase activity; GTP binding; microtubule binding.